Seminavis robusta is the source of this 555-nucleotide messenger RNA. NCBI's taxonomy places the organism in Eukaryota, Bacillariophyta, Bacillariophyceae, Naviculales, Naviculaceae. The record is from the annotation of a GenBank genome assembly.
AUGAUGCUCGAAGCGAAGGGAAUCGAAUCUUUGUGCGGGCCGUUUGUGUUCGCUUGCCUCUUGGUUCCGCUCUUUGGAGAGGGAGUGUGCGACCAAUUUGGCGAGGAAGGCAAAGUGACGGAAAGAAGCGCACCCUUGAUACUUUGGAAAUGGUCGCGCCUGCUUGCCGAUGCUCUGUCGCAACUUGAAGGCGAGGUGAUUGUUUGGGAGAACCGAAAGAAGAAUGAUCGAGGAGCUGACUGUCUGACAUCGGCGGAUUGUGUGGAUUGCAGAGUUCCCAAUUACGGACCUGACUUCUCAAGUCACAAGUUUGCCAAGAAAGGUGGCCUCCGAUAUGAAGUAGCACUCUGCAUUCAGACGGGACAUGUGGUGUGGAUCAAUGGCCCAUUCCCUUGUGGCAAGUAUAAUGAUAUCAAAAUCUUCAGGCGGGCCUUGAUCAGUCAUCUUGAAGAUGGUGAGCGGGUUGAAGCUGAUGAUGCGUAUGUUGGAGAGCAUCCUGAAUUCAUCAAGUGUCCCAAGGGCUUUGCAAAUCCUGAGGAGACCGAAGCCAUGUAG